Messenger RNA from Protopterus annectens (West African lungfish), 6618 nucleotides. It is a transcript of the gene RIMS2, whose product is annotated as regulating synaptic membrane exocytosis 2. Gene Ontology annotation, biological process: positive regulation of synaptic transmission; regulation of synaptic plasticity; calcium ion-regulated exocytosis of neurotransmitter. NCBI's taxonomy places the organism in Eukaryota, Metazoa, Chordata, Ceratodontiformes, Protopteridae. Bases 1 to 4242 code for a protein of 1413 amino acids. The record is from RefSeq and is a predicted model, not a curated record. Gene Ontology annotation, cellular component: presynaptic membrane; cytoskeleton of presynaptic active zone. The transcript is spliced from 26 exons. Gene Ontology annotation, molecular function: transmembrane transporter binding; small GTPase binding.
AUGUGGAUAUGCAAUCUGUGCCGAAAACAACAAGAAAUCCUCACCAAAUCAGGGGCUUGGUUCUACAACAGUGGUUCUAACACACCGCAGCAGCCUGGCUACGAGUUAACGCGGGGACAUCGAAACGAGGAAGCACCUCAAGAGAAGAAGGCAAAGUUGCAAGAGCAGUCCCAGUACCAGGGACCCUCAGGGGAAAUUUCUACACCAGCAUCUGACAAAACCCGACCUCAAGGGCUCACACGGCAGGAAUCAAUCAAAAAUGAUUCAGGGGUGAAACACCAGGCCACCAGUGACACACUCCCUGACAGAAAGCGAAGCCCAUCAGCAUCCAGGGAACAGAAAAGGCAGUACGACCAAAGAGAGGAGAGAGUAGAUCAAUCACAGUAUGCAACACUGGACAGCGUAAUGCCAAGAUCACCACCUGAAUAUGCAGAACGGAGAUCACAGCGCAGUUCACGGAUUUAUGAUGACUCUGAAUAUAGAGAUUAUAGAGAUUCUGGACGAAGGACUCGCAGGCGAUCACAGGAGUACAGUCUGGAUGAGGAUAUUGAUGGACAGAACAGGGAUGAGUAUGAAAGACAAAGACGAGAAGAGGAGUACCAAAACCGGUAUAGAAGUGAUCCAAAUUUAGCUCGAUAUCCAGUUAAGCCUCAGCCAUAUGAAGAGCAAAUGCGUAUUCAUGCUGAGGUUUCCAGAGCACGGCAUGAACGAAGGCACAGUGAUGUGUCUUUGGCACAUACAGAACUUGAAGAUUCGCAGAUUUCUAUGCUUAGGCUGGAACGACAGUCACGGCAAAGAACAAUGUCAGAAAGAAGAUCUCCAGUAGAAAACCAACGUUCUUAUUCUGUAGAAAGAACACGAGAUAUGCAGGAAAUGAGUCCUAUCCGGCAAAGGACAGCAAAUCACAGUCCUCCAACACCCAGGAGGAGUCCUGUCCUUACGGAUAGACAAGAUAUGAGGUGUACAGAUUCAUUACGUAAACAACAUCAUUUAGAUCCUAGCUCAGCUGUAAGGAAAUCAAAACGAGAAAAGAUGGAGACCAUGUUAAGGAAUGAUUCACUCAGUUCAGACCAAUCAGAAUCAGUGAGGCCUCCACCACCAAAGCCUCACAAAACAAAGAAGGGUGGAAAAAUGCGUCAGGUUUCACUGAGUAGCUCUGAAGAAGAGUUAGCAUCGACUCCUGAAUAUACAAGCUGUGAUGAUGUAGAAAUUGAAAGUGAAAGUGUUAGCGAAAAAGGGGACAUGGAUUACUGGUUGGAACAUGCAUCUUGGCAGGGCAGUGAGGCAUCCCCAGUGUCUUUGCAUCCUGUAACGUGGCAACCAUCUAAGGAUGGAGAUCGUCUAAUUGGACGAAUUCUGUUAAAUAAACGAAUGAAGGAUGGAAGUGUACCUCGUGAUUCAGGAGCAUUGCUUGGAUUAAAGGUUGUUGGAGGAAAGAUGACUGAAUCAGGUCGUCUAUGUGCAUUUAUUACCAAGGUAAAGAAAGGAAGCUUAGCUGACACUGUUGGACACUUGAGGCCAGGUGAUGAGGUUUUGGAAUGGAAUGGCCGUUUUUUACAAGGUGCAACGUUUGAGGAAGUCUACAACAUUAUUUAUGAAUCCAAACCUGAGCCACAGGUGGAAUUAGUAGUUUCAAGGCCCAUUGGGGAUAUUCCCAGAAUACCCGACAGCACACACACACAGUUAGAGUCUAGUUCUAGCUCAUUUGAAUCACAGAAAAUGGAACGGCCUUCUAUUGCAGUUACCUCCCCAAUGAGUCCUGGAGUGUUACGGGACGUCCCUCAGUUCCUUUCAGGACAGCUAUCAAGCCAAAGCCUUAGUAGAAGAUCAGCGCCUUUUGUUCCUAGGGUUCAGAUUAAACUCUGGUAUGACAAAGUUGGUCACCAGUUGAUUGUUACGGUACUGGGGGCAAAGGAUCUUCCUUCAAGGGAAGAUGGCAGGCCUAGGAAUCCUUAUGUUAAAAUUUACUUUCUUCCAGACAGAAGUGAUAAGAAUAAAAGAAGAACAAAAACAGUAAAGAAAACAUUAGAGCCCAAAUGGAACCAAACAUUUAUUUAUUCUCCAGUUCAUCGGAGAGAGUUUCGAGAACGGAUGUUGGAAAUUACACUCUGGGACCAGGCCAGGGUUCGAGAAGAAGAAAGUGAAUUUUUAGGAGAGAUUCUUAUAGAACUGGAGACAGCGCUGCUAGAUGAUGAACCCCACUGGUACAAACUUCAGACACAUGAUGGCUCCUCACUGCCACUUCCCAGGCCAUCUCCAUUUUUAUCACGUCGGCAACCACAUGGGGAGAGCCCGAAUCGAAGACUGCAGAGGUCACAAAGGAUAAGUGACAGUGAAGUGUCUGACUAUGACUGUGAUGAUGGUGUUGGAGUGGUGUCAGAUUAUCGGCAUAAUGGGAGAGAUCUUCAAAGCUCAACAUUAUCAGUCCCAGAGCAGGUUAUGUCUUCCAAUCAUUGUUCGCUGCCAGGUUCAUCUCAUCAUGGAGACACUAUUAGUAGGACAAGAUCACGGUCUCCAAGUGUUCCUCCCCCACAGAGAAAUUUGGACCAAGGAUCUCGAGGAACUCGUUCCUCACCUGCACAGUUCAACAGCAUGAGCAGAGUAGAAAGGCAUCGCAUGCUGGAUGAUCACUAUUCCCCAGACAGGGACAGAUGGUACAGUGGUCCAAGUUCAUGGGCAGAUCAUGUAGUCAAUGGCUCGAUGGAGAGCAGCAGGAAUUGUGAUGCAGCAGAUAGACAGGAAUAUCAAAGAUCCAGAUCAACAGAACACCGGCGUGUGUUUGAGCGGAUCAACUCCCGCUCCAGAUCCACUGAGCGUCCUGAAACAAACCUCAUGAGGUCGAUGCCUUCUUAUACUGCAGGAAGAUCAGCCCCACCUUCACCUGCCUUAUCAAGGUCUCAUCCUCGCAGUGGUUCUGUUCAGACUAGUCCCAGCAGCACACCAGUAGCAGGACGAAGGGGAAGGCAGUUACCACAGCUUCCACCGAAAGGAACACUCGAGAGAAGUGCUAUAGAUGUGGAAGAGAGAGCACGCCAAAUGAAAAUGAAAAUGAACAAAUACAAACAGGUAGCAGGAUCAGACUCAAGGCUGGAGCAAGACCGUCACUCCAAGCACCGGUCAGGGAGGGAGCUUCAUCGAGGUUCUGAUAAUGUCUCCAACAAGUCAUCAGACAGUGAUGUGAGUGACGUAUCUGCUGUAUCAAGAACAAGCAGUGCAUCUCGUUUCAGCAGCACAAGCUACAUAUCUGUUCAGUCAGAACGACCCAGAGGCAACAAGAAAAUCAGUGUUUUUACAUCUAAAAUGCAAAGCAGGCAGAUGGGAGUCUCAGGGAAGAACAUGACCAAAAGCACCAGCAUUGGUGGAGACAUGUACAGCCUGGAAAAGAACGAUGGCAGUCAAUCAGACACAGCAGUUGGUACAGUUGGAAGUGGUGGAAAGAAGCGGCGUUCAAGUAUUGGUGCAAAAAUGGUUGCAAUUGUAGGCCUGUCUCGAAAAAGCCGUAGUGCCUCCCAGCUCAGUCAGACAGAAGCCGGAGGAAAGAAGCUAAGAAGUACCAUCCAAAGAAGUACAGAAACUGGACUAGCUGUGGAAAUGAGAAGUCGGAUGACACGACAGGCUAGCCGGGAAUCCACAGAUGGGAGCAUGAACAGCUAUAGUUCGGAGGGGAAUCUCAUCUUCCCUGGAGUUCGGCUUGCAUCAGAUAGUCAGUUCAGUGAUUUCUUGGAUGGGUUGGGUCCAGCCCAGCUGGUGGGACGCCAGACAUUAGCAGCACCAUCAAUGGGUGAUAUCCAGAUUGGAAUGAUGGAUAGAAAAGGACAAUUGGAAGUUGAAGUAAUCCGAGCCCGUAACCUUGUUUCAAAACCAGGUUCAAAGACACUGCCAGCACCAUAUGUUAAGGUGUAUUUAAUAGAAAAUGGAAGUUGUAAAGCCAAGAAGAAAACAAAAGUAGCAAGAAAAACACUAGAACCUCUAUACCAACAACAACUAUCUUUUGAAGAAAGUCCUCAAGGCAAGGUUCUACAGAUUAUUGUAUGGGGUGACUAUGGACGUAUGGAUCACAAAUCUUUUAUGGGGGUGGCACAGAUACUGUUAGAUGAACUGGACCUUUCCAAUAUGGUAAUUGGAUGGUAUAAACUGUUUCCCCCUUCUUCUUUAGUAGACCCAACUUUGGCUCCUCUGACUAGAAGAGCAUCUCAGUCAUCUCUUGAAAGUUCAACGGGACCUUCAUAUUCUCGCUCAUAGCAGUUGUGAAACUGUUGUUAUAGCAACCAGCAUUACAAAAAAAAAACAGGUCGCAAACCCUGGCAACACUGCAUGCUUAAUGUUGUGUCUUCUGAGCCUGUUUCUAGGGAUACAAAAGCGAUCCUGUGUCCUCAGAGGAAGCUGCACACAUUGUGCUCUACAGAGGCCCUCAGGUGAUGGAACGGAGCUGUAAUGAACUAAAAUGAUUGGAGUUCGGUGAUAUUAUUUUUUAUUAGUUCAACAUGAAGCCAUGGAUUAAGAGAAAGACUUAAUCAGUCUCAAGCAACAGAAGCUGUUUUCAGUGGCAUACAUUUUUGUUGCUCAUUUUGGAGUAAAUACUAAUUUCUUCCCCAAAAACCUGGAUAUACCACAGAGAUCACUGAAGCCAGCUGCAUACGUCAUGCCUUGUUAUGUAGAUUCAAAAAUGAUAAAAGCAGCAAGCAGAAAAAUGUCAUGAGAUAGUAUAAGCCCUAUAACAGAAGGACAGUUAUCCCAGCCUGGUGAAUAAUGGAAAGAAGGGAAGUGAGCAAGCAAGAAAGCUAGAAAGAAAGACUGUUUGAAACAGUCUUCAGAGUUUCUAGUACUCACUCCAGGAGAACCCAAAUUGCUUUUAACUUUGGGAUCAAAUAAUACAGAUUUUUGUUUAUAUAUUGUAUGACAUUACAGAAGCAAUUUUUUUGCAUGGACAGAGGUUUAGCUGAACACAAAUUAUUUUAUUGAGGCUGCAACUUGCAAAAAAAAAAAAAAAGAUCAGCCAUUUUCAACAAUUUAUAUUAUUUUUACAAAUAAAAUUCACUAGUGCAUGGUUUUAAAGGGGAGUGAAUGCAACUGUGUGAUACAAAAGCCACACCAUUGUUUAUCAUUCUUUAAAUCUAUCAUGAGUCUGUGUUUUUGCAGACAUUCUAUUAUAAAAAAAUGAAAGAUACUUUAUAGCAAAUAUUUAAACCAAUCCAUUUAUGUGACAAAAAUAAAUGUAAUUAAUAUAUUUAUUAGUUGUAAAGGUACAGGCCUUGUAAAGUUCAGCAUUAAGUGGAAAUUGUAUGUUUCUCUCAUUAUUCUUUUGAUUUUUCCUCUGUCGUUUACCCAUGGUGACUACUAUUUCUCACUUGUGCCCCGACAUUUUGAUUUAAGGCUGCGGAUAAGUCUGCAUUCCUGAAACCUAACUUUAAAAGAUUGUUUUAAAAACACGCUUGUUUCGGGCAUGUUGAAAAAGUUUUUGCAACAUGGCUUGGGAACACGUUACAGUAACUCAGCAUGUAUUUGAUAAAGAAGAUAUUUGGGAUUUUUGCAGUUUACUGUACAGUGCAUGGUAACUUAUUUACAUCAUUCCUCACCUUCAGAUUUAAUUCUAAAUAGAAAUAUCAGAAUGUUGCAACCACCUUCAUUGUCUUCAAUAAAUUGUUAUAUCAGUAACUUAACACCGUUUCUAGAACCGAGAAGAUGCUAUAUACAUUUUUGAAGAUCAAUGGAGAAUAUAACAUGGUUAAAAGUUACAGGGAAGAAAUGUUCAGCCAUUUUUCUGAAUGGAAUAAUGGCAGUCAAAUUGGAAGCAGUUUGGUUUUAUAUGAAUGUGCUGAAGUCAGUAAAAAAUGUUAUUUAGGAUAUCCUUGACUAUAAAAGUUAUUUCAUUUCUUUGCUGCAUUUAUGAAUACUUGAUAUUGACAGAUCACUGCAAACUUGCCAGAAUAUGAUCAGUUUUCAGUUCAUUAUUCCUUCAGGUAAAACUAAAUACUACAUAGUAAAGUUAAAUUUUUACAUGUGGUAGGGUACUAAUAAAACAUAUCCAAAGUAUUAAAAUGUCAUUGUAGACAUAAACAGAAAUUAUGAUUUUAGUCAAAGGUGUUGCUGUAACAUUUCAUGUUUGUGACCUUAAUUUUUCCAGGAUAAUUAAUUUAUGUUAUGCCACCAUCAUGUUUGUGUCUUUAUGUUCUCAUCAGAACAGACUGUGUAGUUUAUUUAUGAAGCCUUGCAAUAACUAUGAGGAUUUGCCUUUCAAGUCUGGUCCCUUGCACAUAUGAUUCUCUGUCUACUAAUCAGCUAACAAAUGUUAUCAAAAUAUCCAUUAAACAUUUAUUGGUAACUCUUACAAAGAAGAAAAAGUGGAUAGGAUAUAUAAAAUGCCUUUUAUUUUUGUUUAUGUGGUACAAUGUGUCAUGAUGAACCAAGACUGUGUCUUGAGAAACUGAGAUGUAGUAUUGAGCAAUGCUUAGGUAAAGGAUAUAUCGCUGAGAAUAUGUUGACAUAAUUUAAAUAUUGAGCACCAACAGAGCAUACAAGGAUUACAUCAAGUAACAUCCCUGUAUUAAGAAAAUAUGUGCGUGUGUGUGUGUGUGUGUGUGUGUGUGUGUAUAUAUAUAUAUAUAUAUAUAUAUACAU